AAUGUUAAAAUUCCAAAUAAAUUCUUCUUCUUCCUCCUCCCUUUCAAAACAACCACCAACAACAAAAACAACAACUUUAAUUUCAAGUAAUUCCCCUUCACUUUCUUCAAUUCCUUCUGCCUGUUCCUCUUCCUCUAAUUUUUCGAAUUCUUCAAAUUUUAAGAGAAAUAGUCGUUAUUUCUCUUCAUUUUCGUUUGAUGAAGAGGAAGAUAAAAAAGAGGAAUUCCGUCAUCAUUUAAGAAUUUAUACAAAUAAAGUUAGACCAGACACAGAUUACAAAACUCUUUAUAUUUCACAAAAUACAACUACAAAUGAAAUUAUUCGCCUUCUUGUUUGGGAGAAAUUACGUUUACAAUUGAGAGAUUUAAAUCUCUUUUAUUUAUUAAUGGAAAUACGGACAUCAACACGCAAUUCUGUUGGUUUGGUGGAAAUAAGGCGAAAUAUUAUCCAACUUGAUGGAAAUUCAAAUCCAUUAGAACUCCAAAAAUGUCAACCUGAAGGAAUGUCUAGGUUCAUUCUCGGCAUGGAGAAUAAUGCUAUACUUGUACGCAUACAUGAUGGGGAAAUAUGCCCUCAGGCAAAAUUUUUGACUAAAAAAUUUUGCAAAAUGUUUUCAUAA
Messenger RNA from Meloidogyne enterolobii, 619 nucleotides. The record is from the annotation of a GenBank genome assembly. NCBI's taxonomy places the organism in Eukaryota, Metazoa, Nematoda, Chromadorea, Rhabditida, Meloidogynidae.